This is a messenger RNA of Mugil cephalus (flathead mullet), 1712 nucleotides long. It is a transcript of the gene laptm4a, whose product is annotated as lysosomal protein transmembrane 4 alpha. The coding region runs from base 109 to 828 and encodes 239 amino acids. The record is from RefSeq and is a predicted model, not a curated record. Lineage: Eukaryota; Metazoa; Chordata; Actinopteri; Mugiliformes; Mugilidae. The transcript has 7 exons. Gene Ontology annotation, cellular component: lysosomal membrane.
UAUUACGCACGUCCUCCUCGCUGGAGUUUUGGUGGUCGUUCCUCCGUGUUCGUUUUGAGUGUUGAUGCUGACAGGAUUUUUCUCGUCCCCGAUCAGCUAGCUCUCCUGAUGUUUCUUCCUACUCUCGUGGAGGACAUGCAUCAAUUUAAGCCUAGUCGAGACAGACUGUACACCACCAGGUGUUGCGGAUGUUGCCAUGUCCGGACGGGGACCAUCAUCCUCGGGACGUGGUACAUGGUGGUCAACCUGUUGAUGGGAAUCCUGCUGACUGUAGCUGUGACCCACCCAGAGAACGUACCCACUAUCGAUUUGCAGUAUGAGGUCAUUGAUCAUUACUUUGCCUCCGACAGGAUGUCCGAAAAUGCCUGCGUUGGAUUCGCCAUCUCUCUGCUGAUGCUCACCAUCAGCGCGAUGAUGGUGUACGGAGCCAUUACUCAUCGUGACGGUUGGCUCAUCCCGUUCUUCUGCUACCAGCUCUUUGACUUCGCUCUGAGCUGCCUGGUGGCCAUCAGCUCCCUCACCUACCUGCCCCGGAUCAGGGACUACUUGAACCAGCUGCCUGACUUCCCCUACAAGGACAACCUCCUGUCUCUGAACUCCAGCUGCCUGCUGCUCUUUGUGUUGGUCUUCUUUGCCUUCCUCAUCGUCCUCAAGGCGUACCUGAUCAACUGUGUGUGGAACUGCUACAAGUACAUCAACAACAGGAACAUGCCAGAGAUCGCUGUUUACCCUGCUUUUGAGACCCCUCCCCAGUACAUCCUGCCCACUUACGAGAUGGCAAUGAAGAUGCCAGAGAAGGAGCCGCCGCCCCCUUACAUGCCAGCCUAAGCACCAGCCCCCUUGUUGCCAAAUCAUGCCCCGCACAUUCACACACAGCCGUCAUAUGCAUUCCUACAUCGCCUCACGAGCCCUUUCUGAACACCAUUACGCCCUUAAGCCCCGGCCCCCACCCCCCACCCGACAUACUGUGUACGUGUAAGGCCACUAGAAGACGUUUCUUUCAGCCCUUCCUGCCGUGUUCCCGAAGAGAGAGAGAAUAUGGAGCAUCCUGGCGAUGUGAGAGCAGAACGGUGGGACGUUGAGAUCCGUGUGAAAAUGAAUGAAUGAAUGCAGUGUUCAAAAAAGCAAAAGAAGCUAUCCCCUCCCUCGUUCCCCCCGUUGCCUUUUUUAUGUCUUAGUUAAAGGGAUAUAUGUGAAAAUAAAUAACUUGAAAUGCUCUCAUCGAUCCAGCACCAUCUUGUCAAUAGACUGAUAUGUGAAGUAUAUUAAAAAAAAAACAAAAAAGAGAAUGACAAUCCACUUAUUAUAGCUCUUAUUGUUGAAUUGUGUUAUGCUUUCCCCCUAAUUAUUAAUAAGAUUAUUCCUUGUCAGUCUUGAAUGGAGUCUGUAGCACUUUUUCGUCAGUUAUUUAUUUAGUUUCACUGUGGUUCAGUUCACCACCACCAGCACCACCCCAGGUGUUGCCACCGCUCCCUUGACGCCCCGCUGUGCACGCAAAGCUAGUCAAUGAUUUAACUUUUUCUUUUCAGCGUGAGAGAAAGCUUAAAAGCUCUCCUUCUUUCUCACCCGGCACCCGGAGCGAACAGCUAGUCUUGUGAGCAUUAGUUUGUUGCAUGCUUAUCAGCGCUCCUCCCUUCCCAUUACUUUAGUGGUAUUAUGAUUUUAAUCCUUGUGGAAAUACAUUUGACUUCAAUAAACAUUUCAGAACAGUU